UUUAGUUUUUUUUACCGCGCGAUUCACCGAGAUAUCGUUUCCCUCCUCCUCCUUCGCUCUCGGCGGAGACUUCACAGCAACUCUCUCUGUUCGCUUCUUCCCAAAUUCUUCGAUUUGCCCGAAAGGAAACCCCUUUCGCCUUGAUUCCUCCCUCAAAUCUCACCGUAUUCCCCAAAUUCUCUUGGAUUCGUGCGAUUUGCUUCUUUUGUUUUUAGGGUUUGGCCUCACGGCUUCGAAUUUGUAUGUGAUUGUAUGGAGGGAUUCGUCUUUAGGUUUUGCCCUUUUUGAGGAUUUGUGGUCCGAUUGGGGGCUGUAGUUUCGGGCUGGUAGUGUGUUUGAGGCGGCGGCGGCGAUGGUUUUGGUGACCUUUUCGUGGCCCUAUGGCGGCCGUCAGGUCCUCAUCACGGGAACUUUCACGAGCUGGACUCGGCAUUAUCAGAUGACGCCGGUGGAUGGUUCACCCGGGACUUUUCAGUCGUCAAUUGAUCUUCUUCCUGGUUACCACCAGUACCGAUUCUUGGCUGAUGGGAUAUGGCGAUGUGAUGAAAGGCAACCUUGUAUCUCUGAUGGAUUUGGAGUGGUAAAUAAUUGGCUAUAUAUAGCGGAACCUGAUGUUGCCGCUCCAGCAUUACAGUAUGAACCACACAUUAUUAGAACCAUGGAUAUGGAUGAGGGUACUGCUUUAUACACAGCCCCAUCACCUAGCCAGGCACAGUUGUCAGAAACAGACAUACAAGUUUCCCGAAGUUGGAUAUCUAGGCUUCUAUCAUCCCAUACUGUGUAUGAUACACUUCCCAUGUCAAGCAAGGUAGUUAUUAUUGAUGCUCAAAUGCCUGUUAAGAAGGCAUUUCAAAUCAUGUAUGAAGAGGGCUUGUUUGUUGUUCCUAUAUGGGAUGAGCUCAGAGCCACUGUGACGGGAAUGUUAACUGCUUCUGACUUUAUAUCAAUUCUUAAAGGGCUGCAGGAAAAUGUACUGGUAUUGGCUGAGGAAGAGCUUGAUAACUAUACAGUUUCUGCUUGGAAAGAAAUUAAAUUUCAACAAAAUUCCAAUGGGCCUGUAGGCAUGCAUCGGAGACCUGUAAUCCAUGCCUCAGAUCAAGAAUGCCUCAAAGAUGUGGCUCUGAAGAUUGUGCGAAAUGAGAUAUCCUCUCUUCCUGUAUUUAAAUCUUCUUCGCAAGAUACAUGCAUGCCCUUGCUAACUCUUGCAUGCCUUCCUGGGGUUUUAAAAUAUAUCUUCACUCAUUAUAGAGAGCCUAUUAUUGCUCUGCCACUUCUACAACACCCAAUUUGCAGAAUUCCUCUAGGAACAUGGUUACUGGAGACUGGUAGAGGGAAUGGACGGCAACUAGCAAUGCUGGGGAGCAAUUCCCCUCUGAGUUCUGCUCUUCAAUUAUUAUUAGAAGGAAGGAUAAGUACCAUACCAAUUGUUGACGAUAGUGGAUCAUUAGUCGAUAUUUACUCCCGCAGUGACAUUUUGGCUUUAGCAAAAGGUGACAUGUAUGCUCAUAUUCAGCCCCACCAAAUGACAAUGCACCAAGCUCUACAACAGGUAUACCAGGCAAAUUCUUACAUCAAUGGCCGAAGACGAUGCCAUACUUGUUUUCGUUCAAGCACUCUUCAUGAGGUCAUGGAUCAAUUGUCAGACCCAGCUGUGCGAAGACUAGUAAUUGUCGACGCUAUAAGCAAACGUGUCGAGGGAAUAAUUUCAUUGAGAGAUGUACUCGAAUUUCUUCUUCAUUGAAACAUUCUGUAAAUAUCCUUCCUAGGUAUUUUCUAGCAACAUUGGAUUAUGAAAGAACCUGUUUUAUUCAA
Messenger RNA from Dioscorea cayenensis subsp. rotundata (Guinea yam), 1812 nucleotides. RefSeq names its product sucrose nonfermenting 4-like protein. The transcript is spliced from 13 exons. The record is from RefSeq and is a predicted model, not a curated record. NCBI's taxonomy places the organism in Eukaryota, Viridiplantae, Streptophyta, Magnoliopsida, Dioscoreales, Dioscoreaceae. Bases 353 to 1741 code for a protein of 462 amino acids.